Zingiber officinale is the source of this 956-nucleotide messenger RNA. RefSeq lists its product as uncharacterized. Gene Ontology annotation, cellular component: ribosome. Gene Ontology annotation, molecular function: structural constituent of ribosome; 5S rRNA binding. The record is from RefSeq and is a predicted model, not a curated record. The transcript has 3 exons. Bases 293 to 853 code for a protein of 186 amino acids. NCBI's taxonomy places the organism in Eukaryota, Viridiplantae, Streptophyta, Magnoliopsida, Zingiberales, Zingiberaceae. Gene Ontology annotation, biological process: translation.
ACGUAGAACUUGAAACCCUAGCCGUCUGUUUUUAUGUUCUCCAUCAGUUGACUCCCUCCGCCGCCGACGCCAACGCCAACAUCCACCUUCGAGUGUCGCUUGAUCUGGCCGCAGGCGCAUCAGAGGAAACCUUCAGGCGACCUUGACUCUGCUUCCCCUCGUGUGAUUUCCCCUGUUUCUGUUCCUUGCCUUCUCGCUAUCGCCAACAGGAGCCGAAGGGACGCUUCCAUUGGCGGGCGCUGUUUCUCCCUUUCUCGAUAUCGCGAUCAGGAACCUUGCAUCUAAAGUGACAAUGCUCAGGAAUCUACUGAACAACUUGCGGAGGGAAGGAAGCCUUGCAGUGGAUAAUGGACACAGGACGCUUGCGUUUGUUCAUAAACGUAGUUUCCACGAUGCAAAGGUCCUAAGUAGACCAAGAAGCUUCUUUGGAGUGGAAGAUUUCGUGGACGACGACAACAGCAGGCCAUACACUUACAAGAAGGAAAAAAGACCAAAGACCUUAAAUAAGCAUAUUUCAUUUAAGCAGCGGACGAUCGCUUAUAUGGAGCCCUUCUCGCUAGAUGUAUUCAUAUCGAAGCGGUUUGUGUCAGCUUCGCUCACACACAGGAUGACAUGCAAGCAGGUCGCAGUCGCAGGGACGAAUUCUAAGGAUAUCAAGGCAGUCCUCUAUUCCAGGUCAGACAUACCGGCAUGCUUGUCGGUGGGGCGGUUCUUGGCGGAAAGAGCAAAGGAAGCUGAUGUAUACACUUGUACUUACACUCCCAGGGAAAGGGACAAAUUUGAAGGCAAAAUUAGAGCUGUUGUUCAAUCUCUCAUCGACAGUGGCAUCGAUGUUAAAGUCUAUCUUGAUUGAGAUGUGAAAGGAAGAAUCUCAUGGUUUUUAUUAAGGAAAAAUGAGAAUGUCGAGUUUGAGUGCAUUUAUGGUUGGAUGCUUCGAGUAAAGUUUGAGUUCAUAA